AUGAAAUACUUCAGAAACAUUGCUGAAAUUGUCCUAUUUGCCAUCCAAGUCGUUGGGGAGCCUACCGAUAGGCAAAGCUCCACGAGAUCACUCACCAAACCGUUUGAGUAUCCUGCCUCGCCGACCUUUCCUGUGCCUCGUCUUCCAGAUGGGGUGGUCAUCAAUACAGAGCCAAAUUGCUUCUAUGAGCGUGGACUUGCCUACAUGAACUCAACCACGGAGAACAUUGAUCACCUGCGCGCGGUAAGUGACGAUACUUGUGGUGUUGAUGCUGGGGAUUGCAUCCGAGUGUCCUACACGAACCAAUCUGGUAUAUUCCUCUGCAAUUAUAACUCCCACCGCAUCUCAACAGAUUGUGGAAAACUUGUGCCUUUGGCAACGGAACUUCAACAGACUUGUCAGAUAGAUGACUUUUACACGUUUGGAAUUAUCAGGGGCUCUUUCCAGAACCACAGUGACCGGAUUGAUUACUACUUGACGAUUGCGGGCGCGAAGCCGUAG
Messenger RNA from Penicillium lagena, 501 nucleotides. RefSeq lists its product as uncharacterized. Lineage: Eukaryota; Fungi; Ascomycota; Eurotiomycetes; Eurotiales; Aspergillaceae. Bases 1 to 501 code for a protein of 166 amino acids. The transcript has 5 exons. The record is from RefSeq and is a predicted model, not a curated record.